AUAAUUGUUUAUAGAUUCCACUGCAUCAGUGCCGGUUUUAACAACAUUGGCGCCCUGAGCAAGAUUAUCGUGGCGCCCAUUCAAAUUCAAGGGCUCGAAAUUCUUGUGAAAGAAAAGACAGGGUAAUAAUAUCGAACGACGAACCCCAUUUUGUUUUUAUAUUUUAGGGAAUCUCUCUCAAACUAGGUGAAACCAGGCAGCGGCGCCCCUACAGAUUUGACGCCCUGGGCGACCGCCCAACCGCGCCCCGCCCUAAGGCCGGUACUGCAUUGCAUAGAACUAUGUAAAAAAUACCGAAAUAUGUUCGGAACUACGCGAGAACAAUUUAUGCAAAGCCAGAACUCCGUCAUUUCGGACAGCAAAUAAUCUCUAUCUGCCUUAAAGACAGUUGUCGGGCAGUAUUAAUUUUUAAAGAAAUUAUUUAUCGAUUCCACUGUAUAGAAGUGUGUAAAAAAUACUGAAAUAAAUUCGGAACUACGCGCGAACUAUUUGAAUAAAGCCAGAACUCCGUCAUUUCGGACAGCAAAUCUUCCCUAUCUGCCUUAGACAUUUUUCGGCCAGUAUUAAUUUUUUAAAAAUUAUUUAUCGGUUCUACUGCAUAGAACUCUGAUAGAAAACGCUUAUAUAUGUUCGGAACUAUGCGAGAACUAUUUGUAGAAAGUCAGAACUCUGUUAUUUCGGACAGCAAAAUCACCAAAAAUUUUUUAAAUUACAAAAACAAUGUUUUUUCGCCAGAACUCUUUCUAGAACUAUUGCAGAACUCUCAUGCGAUAAAAAUCCUAGCAGAAAUAAUUGGGAAAUCAUCCGGGGACAAAGUGAUUUGCAGCGUGAGUUAGCAAAUCAGUUUGCACUUUUCAAUUUUUUUCACUUGCACUUUUCAAUGGUCUUAAAAACCGGAACUAUGUGUUUAAUGUAUCAGGAACUCUAGAACGAUUAGAAAGGAAGUCAGAACUCUAAAAAAUUAGUGAUUUUCCACGAAAUGAGAUGCCAGCUUCACACACGCGUAACAUCGUGUUCCUUAAAUCUGAAUUAGAAUGACAUUCAUUAUCGCAGAUGCGAUUUGAUUAAAAUAAAUCGGGAGAACGGAAGACAAAUCUCUGACCUUCGGCUCUAUCAAUGCGAUAUGGUAACAUUGUGGGAUCCUUCCGCAAAUAGUGAUGUAUAAAAGAGCUGUGCGAAAAAUAAUUUUACAUUGUGGCGAAGAGCACAAGUAUACAUUAACCGCAUAGCGCAACUAAAGCUUAUAUCAGCCGCAGAUUGUUUGCGAGAAUGAGACGGUUCAUCCUACUCGCCUUCAUCGGCGUUUUUCUAAUGAAAAAUGCUGCACCGUCGAAAAAGAUUCAUCCUUCACGUCUGGAAUGGUUGUUUGGCUUAAAUCGUAAACAAGAUGAAAAGAAGGAAGAAAAUAAGCCGACCGUGUGCCAAUCUCAGGAGUGCAAAAAAAUAGCUCAGAUAAUAUCGGAGAGCAUGGACAAAACUGUGGAUCCGUGUGACGACUUUUACGAGUAUGCCUGUGGAAGAUGGUCGGAGCAUAAUCCCCCACCGAAGGGCAUGGAUUCCUGGAGUAUGUUUGAAAGAUCGCAAAUAAAUGUCAAGAAGCAAAUAAAAGAAAUUUUUGACGAGGGUCCUCAAGCCAGUGAUCUUUUGGCGGUGAAGCUCGCGAAAAAGUGGUACAAGGUAUGCAUGGAUACAGAUGGAAUCGAGAGGCAAGGACUCGAACCGGUUGUUUUUACUUUAUCUCGGAUAGGCGGCUGGCCGUUGAUAAUGGAACUGGACGAGUGGAAUGAGCAAGAAUAUAGCUGGCAAAAAGUGGAUGAUCAAUAUGUGCGCUUGAUAGGCAGGAAUGCUUUUCACGACGUGCGCGUAUUCAAAUAUGGUUUGAACGAGACUCGGAAAGUAGUGCAUAUUGACAUUCCUCAUCUACCUCCGGGUUCAUCCGUACUUUGGAGUGCGAGUGACAUGGAAGAGGAAGAAGACGAAAGCGAUGAGGACCUCAGCGACGAAGAGAAGCAAAGCGAGCAAAAAGAUAGUCAAGAACCUGGAAGUGAAGACGAAAGUGAUAAUAAUAGCAACGACGAUGACGCUGAAGAUGAUGAUGAAUAUGACGGUAACCAUACAAAUGAAGAAAACAACCAUAAGAAGAAGAAAGGCGGUAUGAAAAAGACUGGCAAGUUGGUGAAGAAGAAAAAAUGGGGACAUAGUAGAAAGAGUAGUACGCAUAUAAAGAAAUACGAGAGCCAUAAGACGCAGAAAGAGAGAAUGAAGAAAUGGGGUACAGUUGCUCGUGAAAAAUUGCGAAUGCUGAAGACGAAAAGCGUGAAGCGAAAACGCAUGGAGAGAUUAAAGAGAACUUUAGAAUCUACAACACCGCAGAUCAGCACAGAAGAAACGAUAGAUGAAGAUGACCAACUGAAGCGAUAUGCUGAGUACAUCUCGAAAGUAGCUCGCGCCAUAGCUAAAACAGGAGGCUUAGAAGUUUCGGAAAAACGUAUGGAUAAAGAUAUUCAAGACAUGAUUAAAUUUCACAUAAAAUUAGUUGACAUUACUACGGAUUUCAGUGAUGACGAGGAGAUGACGCUUAAUGAUUUCCAACAAUGGUAUGAUAAAAAGAAACCUGAUACUCCCAAUAGCGCAAUUAACUGGUUGUACAAAAUUGGGGAAUUAUUUGACGAGGCACACGUACCUGUAGAUGGCGAUUUAGAUCUGGAAAUUGGUUCACCAGGUUACUUCAAGGAUCUUAUCGCUUUGCUAGAUAAGACGUCGAGUCGAACGAUCGUGAACUAUGUACAUUGGAACUUCUUAAGUAGAAUAAUAAAAAGUACGACAGAUGAUAUGAAAAAAUUAUACAAUGAGUGGCAAGGAAAAAAGGAGCAGGAAGAUAAAAAGGUUCCUCGAGUUUUAGCGAGAUCGUUCAAGUGCAUAGAGGAAGCUGAGAUGAGCGACAUUGUAGCGUACGAGUAUGUGAGAAAUCACUUCUCUGAUUAUAUCACAGCGACCGCAUCGGACAUGAUGGACGAUAUACAAAAGGAAGUCGAGUAUCAAAUUAAAGAAUCAGACUGGAUGGAUGAGGACACUAAGGAUUUUAUUUUAGCGAAAUUAGUGAAUAUGAACAAAUUCAUCGGAUAUCCAGAUUGGUAUAGAAAUAAUACUAUCGUCAAACGAUACUUUCAAGGACUCGUUAUCGGCCAUUCGUAUUACGAGAAUACGCUCAGCUACAACAGAUACAGCAAGUGGAAAAGCUUACGAAAGUUAUUGAAGAAAACUGAGGAUGACGCCGCAAAGACGAUGAGCCCCAUAAUAGUAAAUGCUUUUUUCAAUCCGAGCGCCAAUUCCAUACAGCUCUCAGCGGCGGAUUUCCAGAGUCCGUUGUUCGCUUAUGAUCGACCACAAGUCAUUAAUUACGGUCUUAUUGGAUCAAUUAUGGGUCACGAAGUUAAUCACGGAUUCGAUAAUAGGGGCCACUUGUUUGAUAAAAAUGGCAAUUUCGUGGAAUGGUUGUCCGCAAUGGCCGAAGCGUAUGGCAAAAGGGCAGAAUGUUUUGUCGAACAAUUUAAUAAUUAUCCCAUCGACAAGACAUCAAAUUACAAAAUAAAGAACUACGGUAAUCGGACGGCAGGAGAGAAUAUCGCGGACACGAUGGGAUUACAGGUAGCGUUUAAAGCGUAUCGAAGGAGAGAAAGAGAAUGCGGGAAUCCGGAUACUGUUUUGCCAGGCCAUGAAAACCUCACUAACGAUCAACUUUUCUUCCUAUCCUUUGCUAACGUAAGUGUUAUCUCAGAUUGUGAAUUACAGAGCUGUAAUAAUUUAAUUACGAGCACGGUUGAAGGAAACAUUUUGUGCCGUAACAUGACGUGCGAUACACGCUUGCAGCUGUGGUGCGAAACUGGGGAAGCAAAUGGCACCGUAAUGAAAUUCGAUGUACACAGUACUGGACGGUUGAGAAUAAUAGGAAGCGUUUCGAAUUCACAAGACUUCGCCGAGGCUUACAAUUGUCCGGUCGGCAGUGCAAUGAAUCCCGAGAAGAAAUGCCACAUCUGGAAGUGACUAACUAUAGAUUAAGCUUGCCAAUACUUGGGGAAGAUACACAACGAUUGAGAAACUUUUUUUUCACGUAUCAAUGAAUAUACAUAGCACACGAGAUAAAAGAUGUCGUAAAGAGAUCGUUUCAUUUUUCUUUCACAAUUUUGAAAUUCUUAUCGCAAUCUCACGUCGAGCAAAAAAAGAUCAUAUUCGUGUACUCAGAUGUAUGAAUGAAAAAAAAUCAUAUUUGUGC
Messenger RNA from Vollenhovia emeryi, 4273 nucleotides. Its product is annotated as neprilysin-like. Gene Ontology annotation, biological process: protein processing. The record is from RefSeq and is a predicted model, not a curated record. The coding region runs from base 1270 to 4044 and encodes 924 amino acids. Gene Ontology annotation, molecular function: metalloendopeptidase activity. Lineage: Eukaryota; Metazoa; Arthropoda; Insecta; Hymenoptera; Formicidae. Gene Ontology annotation, cellular component: plasma membrane. The transcript has 17 exons.